Molecule: messenger RNA, 3431 nt
Organism: Arvicanthis niloticus (Nile rat)
Lineage: Eukaryota; Metazoa; Chordata; Mammalia; Rodentia; Muridae
Gene: Gpsm1
Product: G protein signaling modulator 1
Biological process (GO): establishment of mitotic spindle orientation
Cellular component (GO): cell cortex
Molecular function (GO): GDP-dissociation inhibitor activity; G-protein alpha-subunit binding
Source: RefSeq, a predicted model, not a curated record
UGGGAAGGACAGAGGAGCCAUUGGAGAGCUUGGGGUCUCCUAUAGCCCAGCCUUAAGAUCCUGAGAUUGGCACAUUUUCUGGGAUUAUGGCCAGAGCUCUGUGAUGCUGGUCUCUGCCAUGGAGGGCCAGCCUCUGGCCCUGAGCUUGGCUGAGAAGGCUGUGUGCAAGGUGGUAUAUGGUGCCCCUCGCCCCCGCCCAUUGCUGCUGCCUGUGGGCCUGGAACUGUGGCUGUAUGUGCAGAAGAUGCGGAACCUCCAGAGAAAGAGGAUGGAGGCCUCCUGUCUGGAGCUGGCACUGGAAGGUGAGCGACUGUGCAAGGCAGGGGACUUCAAGGCAGGUGUGGCCUUCUUCGAGGCUGCUGUGCAGGUGGGCACCGAGGACCUGAAGACACUGAGUGCCAUCUAUAGCCAGCUGGGCAAUGCCUACUUCUACCUGAAGGAGUAUGCUCGGGCCCUGCAGUUCCACAAACAUGACUUGCUGCUGGCACGGACCAUUGGUGACCGCAUGGGGGAGGCCAAGGCCAGUGGGAACCUGGGCAACACACUCAAGGUCCUGGGCCGAUUUGAUGAGGCAAUCGUCUGCUGCCAGAGACAUCUGGACAUUGCCCAGGAGCAGGGGGACAAAGUUGGGGAGGCGAGAGCACUCUACAACAUUGGAAAUGUGUACCACGCCAAGGGUAAACAGCUCUCCUGGAAUGCUGCACAGGACCCUGGGCACCUGCCACCUGAUGUCCGUGAGACACUGCACAGGGCCUCUGAGUUCUAUGAGAGGAACCUGUCCUUGGUGAAGGAACUAGGCGAUCGGGCGGCCCAGGGCAGGGCCUAUGGCAACCUGGGUAAUACCCACUACCUGCUGGGAAACUUCACAGAGGCCACAACCUUCCACAAAGAGCGCCUGGCCAUCGCCAAGGAGUUUGGAGACAAGGCAGCUGAGAGGAGGGCCUACAGCAACUUGGGCAAUGCCCACAUCUUCCUGGGGCGCUUUGAUGUGGCUGCUGAACAUUACAAGAAGACGCUGCAGCUGUCACGGCAGCUCCGGGACCAGGCAGUGGAAGCGCAGGCUUGCUACAGCCUGGGCAACACCUACACACUGCUGCAGGACUAUGAGCGUGCUGCUGAGUACCACCUGCGGCACCUCGUCAUUGCCCAGGAGCUGGCUGAUAGGGUGGGAGAGGGCCGAGCGUGCUGGAGCCUGGGGAACGCCUAUGUGUCCAUGGGGAGCCCCGCACAGGCCUUGACCUUUGCGAAGAAACAUCUGCAGAUCUCCCAGGAGAUUGGAGACCGAAAUGGAGAGCUCACAGCCCGCAUGAAUAUUGCUCACUUGCAGCUGGCACUGGGCCGGCUGACUAGCCCAGCAGCAGCAGAGAAGCCAGAUCUGGCUGGCUAUGAGGCACAAGGAGCAAGACCCAAAAGGACACAGAGGCUGAGUGCCGAGACCUGGGACCUGCUGCGGCUCCCCCUGGACCGGGAGCAGAAUGGAGAGACCCACCACACAGGGGAGUGGAGGGGUCCAGGCAGGGACUCGCUUCCCCUCCCCGUGAGGAGCAGGAAGUACCAGGAAGGUCCGGAUGCCAUUGAGAGGAGACCCUGGGAGGGUAGCCACUCUCCACUGGACAGUGCUGAUGUAAGGGUACAGGUGCCUCGUACGGGUAUUCCUAGGGCCCCGUCUUCUGACGAGGAGUGUUUCUUUGACCUGCUGAGUAAGUUUCAGAGCAGUCGUAUGGAUGACCAACGCUGUCCCCUGGAGGAAGGCCAGGCUGGGGCUGCUGAGGCCACAGCUGCCCCAACCCUGGAGGAGAGAGCAGCUCAGCCCUCCGUGACCGCUUCACCACAGACUGAGGAGUUCUUUGACCUCAUUGCCAGCUCCCAGAGCCGCCGGCUGGAUGACCAGAGGGCUAGCGUAGGCAGCCUGCCUGGGCUACGCAUCACCCUUAACAAUGUGGGGCACCUCCGAGGCGAUGGGGACCCUCAGGAGCCAGGGGAUGAGUUUUUCAACAUGCUUAUCAAAUACCAGUCCUCCAGGAUCGAUGACCAGCGCUGUCCACCCCCUGACGUGCUGCCCCGAGGCCCCACCAUGCCUGAUGAGGAUUUCUUCAGCCUUAUCCAGAGGGUGCAGGCCAAGCGGAUGGAUGAGCAGCGCGUGGACCUUGCUGGGAGCCCAGAGCAAGAGGCCGGCGGGCUGCCUGAUCCCCGGCAGCAGUGUCCACCAGGUGCCAGCUAAGGCCUCACCUCUAUAGCCAGCCAUGCCCUACUCUGGACGCUGUAGGCUCACAGUUGUCCACAGUGGCCAUGAUCCCCCAGAAUGCCAAAUCCUUCCAAGGCCAUGAUGGAGAACCAGCUCAGCCCUAGCCCCUUCCCACUGAGCCAGAUGCUGGGCACACAGCCCUCAAGGACCCCCUACCCCAGGUGGUGGGCUCAGGCUAGAGCUGCUAUAUGGGGGAGGGCAUGCUUCUGUCCCCAUAUGAUCACAGCUUCCUGCAGGCCCUGCCCUGCCCUGCUCCAGGCCGGGCCUUCAGCAUGUUGGCCCUAAGCCCUGGUGCUGUCCUGAGUCUUCUCCCGCAAGCCCUGCCCUGUCAAAUGUGAAACUCUGCCAACUCUCCCAAGCUCCCCAUAGGGGCUUCAAAGACUUCUGGUGGGGGCUACAGUGGCAAGGCAUCUUCUGUCCCCCAGCUGGUCCUGGGAUGGCUAUGAAGGAGGUACACUCUGAUCUGCCUCACCUCCCCAGGACAGGCCCUAUCCUGGCCUGGCUGUGCCCAACCCUGCUGUAGGAGACUGGCAACUGCAAAGUCCAGAUACCCUGACCUGGGAGUCCCCAGCCUUGCACUUGGCCUUUGAGGAAAGAUGGAGCUUGCCUCUGACAGAGGGGACAGGCAAGCCUCCAAGCCAAAAGCAUAGGGUCUUGUCCUAGGAGUGCUGGCUGGCAGUGGACAUUCAUGAGAAAUCUGCUAAACUAGACCCUCCAGCCCUCUUAGUGAACAUCUAUAUUACUAGGGAGAUGGUAUCUCGGCUUUCACCCCAAGGAGGGGUCCAGCUGCAAUAUCUGAGUUGGACACAGGGCACUGUAGUUGGGGUGGAGAGACUCACCCUUGGGGACCAUGGUCCUAGUUCUUGCCUACAGGUCCGUCCUAUAGGCAGCCCUACUGGAGGGCUCUAUACAACCUUCUAACCCAGAGUCUCCUGUAGCCCAGGAAGGGACCAGGGCAAGAGAAACUGGGGACCCAACUUCUGAGAGGGAGAGGCAACAUCACUCUGAGGGCAGAAGCUGAUACCAGAGCACAGGGUCUCGGGCGGGACAUGGUGGCCGCCCGCAUACUUGAAUGUACAUGCAUAUUUAUUGCUUACACGUGUUUGCCGUGUUGUUCACGGGUCCUUUCCAACCCGAAAGGUACGUUUGUUUUGUUUUACCCAAAAAUAAAAGUCUGCCAAGUGAG